AUGAAAUUGCAAUAGACCGUUCGUUCCCUCUCCCUCCUCCGUCAGUCUCUCUCUUUCUCUCUCAAACGAACAGAGCCCGGACCCUGAUACGAUACAUUCACUUGCUACUCAGCUCGGUCUCAAAAACAGCGAAUAAAACCCAAGAAAAGAAAAGAAAAGAAAAAUGGAAGAAGAGAAGAAGAGUAAGGACGAAGAGAGGAGAUGUGCAGAAGGAGUUCAGAAGCAGAAGAGAAAACGCAAAGAGAUUUUCCCUUUCGGCAAUUACAGGAACUACUAUGGCUAUCGUAUUGGUCAGGACAUGGAGGAAGAUCCUAGACUAAAGGUGAUGAAGAAGGAAUGGCUUGAAGGCAAGGAUUGUCUUGACAUCGGCUGCAACAAUGGGAGCAUAACAAUCCAGAUUGCCAGAAAGUUCCAUUGCAAGAGCAUUCUCGGAGUAGACAUUGAUUCUAAUCGAAUUGAAGAUGCAUACUGGCACCUGAGAAAAUUUGCGAAAAUGGACGAGUUUGAGAAGAAGCAGGGAAGGACUUCCAGAUCAAAGGUUUCUGAAGAUGCAAAUGGUCUAGGGAACAAUGCUGCAGCGUCAUCCGAUGACGAGACAAAACAGUCUUUGAGGAGUUGUUCUUCUGAGGAAAGAGAUCUGUCUGACAUAGUAUCUUUCCAGCAAGAAAAUUUUGUUCAGAGUCGGCAUCCACAGGAGAAGCACUAUGAUACAAUUCUUUGUUUGAGUGUAUCAAAGUGGAUUCAUCUGAACUGGGGUGACGAUGGACUAAUUACAUUAUUUACAAAGAUUUGGAGACUUCUUAAUCCGGGCGGAAUUCUUGUGCUGGAACCACAACCUUGGAAGUCAUAUCAAAAUAAUUACCGGAUAUCUGAGACAACUACUGAAAAUUAUAAAAAGAUUAGUUUCCGUCCAGCAUGGUUUCAGGAGAUACUUCUCGAUAAGAUUGGAUUUAGAACAGUGGAGGACGUGACUUCUAGCUUGUCAGGCACCAAAUCUGGAUUCAACAGACCAAUUCUGGUUUUCCGCAAAUGACUGACCUAGUUAUGCAUCUUCUCAAGCAUCUCGUUCCGACCAUAUUGUUUCCUCAACAAGAUAGCAUAUGUCGUGAAAUUCCGCGAGCUGAACUGCUUGUUUAUCUGAUGUUGCAGCCUAACCAGCAUCGCGUAAUUUGACUACUACACCUUACAAAGAUACUGUUAAGUACAGAAAAUUUUGGAUGAUGAUUUGCUUCUGUGCUUAACCGAGACAGUAUAUCCCCAGUUUGCAUUUUUGGCUAAAGAUGAGCGUAGAUUUCAAUACAAGUAUACUUUGUUCUGGUGCCUCCUUGUGUCAAACUCGGUAUGUAUUAAUUAAUUGUGUGAAUCUAUUCCUCCCUAUUCAUGCAUAUACAUUUUAGGCUACUUAUUGUCUAUACCUUGCUUAGGAGAGUUGGAUUUUGCUUAUUCGUUGUAUAUGAUUUUGCAGUAACUAAAGAUUUUGGUCCUGAUUCAUUUGAUAUCUGAGGCUUAUGGGACAGAAGUAAAGACAAGACA
Molecule: messenger RNA, 1533 nt
Organism: Morus notabilis
Lineage: Eukaryota; Viridiplantae; Streptophyta; Magnoliopsida; Rosales; Moraceae
Product: probable RNA methyltransferase At5g51130
Exons: 8
Coding region: 164-1033 (289 amino acids)
Biological process (GO): snRNA modification
Molecular function (GO): O-methyltransferase activity; RNA methyltransferase activity; snRNA binding
Source: RefSeq, a predicted model, not a curated record